UCCUCUACUUGUGCUCUGGUUCUUCUACACUAAUCUUGAAAACCAGUUAAAUGCUGCAUUUGUCUCGAAAGCUAGAGCUAUGUCGCCAUGUCAAUCCAUCUCUACUCGUUCCUUCGUUCCAAUUCUCAUUUUCCAUCAUCACCAACAAAAGAGCAGCCGAACAGAGCUGUUUAUCUCUUCUCCAGGAUUGCAAUUCCACCUCCAAAAUCUCCCAAAUUCAUAAUCGUAUUCUCAAACUAGGUCUCCAUAACAACGUCUUAGUCCUCACCAAGUUCACCUCCACUUGCUCCGACCUUAACGCCGUCGACUACGCCACAAGUUUCCUUUUCCCCCCAAACGCCGAUUCAUCCACUUACGACGCGUUUCUCUUCAACACCAUCAUCAGAGCUUAUUCUCAAACCGGCGAUUCGAAAACGAGGUCAGUUUACUAUUUUAAACUCAUGCUCGACUGCGGAAUCCUCCCCAACAAAUUUACAUUCCCAUUUGUACUUAAAGCUUGUGCGGGAAUUGGUUUCAUGAAUCUAGGGUUACAGGUUCAUGGAUUAGUUUUGAAACUUGGGUUUGAUCAUGACCUUCAUGUAGGAAACACAUUGAUUCAUAUGUAUUGUUGUGUAAGAGAUGUUGAGUAUGCUUGUAAGGUGUUCGACGAAAUGCCUAAGUCGGAUUCUGUUACAUGGACUGCAAUGAUAAGUGGAUAUACUCGGUUAGGCAUGUCAUCUGAUGCAGUUGAGUUGUUUAGGAAAAUGCAGAUUUUUAAGAUUCGCCCAGAUGAAAUAACCAUGAUCUCUGUCUUGUCUGCUUGUACUGAUUUAGGUGCACUCGAACUUGGGAAGUGGGUGGAAUCGUAUAUUGAGAAAGAAAACAUUCCUAGAACCGUGGAACUAUGUAAUGCGUCGAUCGAUAUGUUUUCAAAAACGGGCGAUAUUAACAGGGCAAUGAAACUAUUUCGGGGUAUGAGUAAAAGGACGAUAGUUUCUUGGACUUCUAUGAUUUCUGGCUUGGCUAAUAAUGGUCAAGGUUCGGAAGCUAUUUCAAUGUUUGAAGAAAUGAAAGAGGCGGGUAUUGCUCCUGAUGAUGUCGCAUUCAUAGGUAUACUAACUGCUUGUAGCCAUUCUGGUCUAGUCGAGGAAGGUAGGAAAUGGUUUGAUUCGAUAAGAAAUGAAUAUUCAUUUGAACCGAAAAUUGAGCAUUAUGGAUGUAUGGUUGAUCUAUUCUGCAGAGCUGGACUUAUAGAAGAGGCAGAACAGUUUGUGAAGAAGAUGCCUUUUAAGCCAAAUUCGAUAAUAUUGCGGACGCUUAUUACAGGUUGUCGUGUUCAUGGAAAGUUCAGGCUUGGGGAAAGCAUUACGAAAGAGUUAAUCAGAAUCGAGCCUAUGCAGGAAUCGAAUUACGUAUUGCUGUCGAGUAUUUACGCGAAAACAAUGUCUUGGGAGAAUAAAACUUUGAUUAGGGAAGCGAUGGAUAAGAAAGGAAUUAGGAAAGUACCGGGAAGUACUAUGAUUGAGAUUGAUAAUCGUAUUUACGAAUUUGUUUCGGGCGAUAAGUCGCAUUAUGAGAGUGAUGAAAUAUAUAAAAUGCUGGACGAGAUGGGAAGGGAGAUGAAGAGAGCUGGGUAUGUUUCGAUUACAUCUGAGGUUCUUCUCGAUAUCGACGAUGAAGAUAAAGAAGAUGCUUUGAAUAGACAUGGAGAAAAAUUGGCUAUUGCUUUUGCUCUUUUAAAGACGCCUUAUGGAACCCCUAUUCGUGUUGUUAAGAAUUUGCGGGUGUGUUUCGAUUGCCAUUCCGCUAUAAAAUUCAUAUCCAAGGUGUAUAACCGCCAAAUAACAAUGCGAGAUAGAAACAGGUUUCACCAUUUUACAAAUGGAAUUUGUUCUUGCAAAGAUUUCUGGUGAUGAUCAACUUUAGGUUUUGUCUUUCGAUCUCGGCUUUAACCUGAAUUAGGUUAUUCACGGAGCUCCGAUGUCUUGUCUUUUGGGCGCUUUUGAUUCGGGGGAGCAUUUUGGAGGUUUUACAGGUAUUUAUGACAUAUCUCAUUGUUUGAACACAACUUAUUAUUUAAUCUAAACGAUGAGGUACUUCGAAUUUUUUUUUGUGACCCGGAUUUAUUAACUGAGGUGGCUAGCAUGAAUCAAACUAACCUAGUGGGUUAAAAUUCAAAAUUUAAGUUGCAACCAAGGCACCUAGGCCUGAAUUGAUCUUGAAUUAUUUCAGAAAUAACCUUAUUUGAUGUAGGUUAUACAAAAAUAAUGAGUUUUUUUUAGGUAAAAAGACAUUAGUUAGAAAUAACCUUGUUUGAUUAAAUAUGUAUUUGAUGAGUAUAUUAUUGAUUGGAUAAUGAGUUAUUUGAAAUUAACCUACAAUAAAUCAGACCUAAUUAUUUAGAUUUAGUUCAAAUUAAGUUACAAUAACAGGAUAAUAAGAGAGGGUAAAAACAACUUUUAACCUCUGAAAGUUGAUUAAAUUAUGUAAUUGUAAGGGUAUAAUAGUCUUUUACAUAUUUUUCUAGUGACAUAAAAUUAAACAUUUGACUAUUAACAAAGAAAUAUGGAAGGCUUGGGCAAUAUUUCCUAUAAUAGGGAGUUGCAUGUAAGCCACAAAAGGAAAAAUGACAUGGUUUUGCUUGCCACCCAUUUGGCAUUUCCCAGUUUCAUUUCAAGCAAAA
Impatiens glandulifera is the source of this 2662-nucleotide messenger RNA. Its product is annotated as pentatricopeptide repeat-containing protein At4g21065-like. The record is from RefSeq and is a predicted model, not a curated record. Gene Ontology annotation, biological process: RNA modification. The coding region runs from base 51 to 1892 and encodes 613 amino acids. Gene Ontology annotation, molecular function: protein binding; zinc ion binding; RNA binding. NCBI's taxonomy places the organism in Eukaryota, Viridiplantae, Streptophyta, Magnoliopsida, Ericales, Balsaminaceae. The transcript has a single exon.